Molecule: messenger RNA, 2035 nt
Organism: Paramecium primaurelia
Lineage: Eukaryota; Ciliophora; Oligohymenophorea; Peniculida; Parameciidae
Source: the annotation of a GenBank genome assembly
AUGAAAUAACAAAUUAAACAAGAUGAUUCUGUUCAACCAAUGAUCAUAUUGUAACCAUCCUAAUAUAAAUUUAUGAUUUUUAUGGAUUCUUCUCUCUAAAAAGAUUUAGACAAAUUAUAUAAUAAACAUAAUAAACAAAUGUACUUAUUAAUCAUAUUCAAUAAUAGUAUAGAUAAAGAGAGAUUUGAAAAAAUAUAAUCAGUCAAGGAUUAAGUAAAAGGUUUAAGAGAAAUCAUCAAUGAUUAUUAAACUUAAUAAAAUGAAAUAGAUAGUCUCAAAUUGCAAUUACAGAAUUAGAUCAAAGCUAUUUUAUCAAAAGAAUAAAUUAUAAAAAAUAUUGAAGAUACUUAUAUGCAAUAAAUGGAAGAAGUAAAUUCAUCUCAUUUUAUUUUAUAGAUCAAAAAUAAUUAUGAAUAACGUUAAUUUGAUUUGGUUAAAGAAUGUGAACAAUUAAAACUUAGAAAUAAAGAAUUAGAAGAAAUUAAUAUUAAAUAUCUUACAUAAAAUGAUUUAUUACUAAAAGCUAAUAAUAACUAUUAAUAAAGACUUAAUGAAGUAGAAAUGAAACUCAUUUUAGCAGAAAAGACUAACCAUGUAACAUCCUUUGAAUUAGAAUAAAUGAAAGAAAUAAGAGCAGGAGCAUUAUUUAUUCAAGGAGCUUAUAAAAUAUUAAAUUAAUAAUAUAAAGAAAGUAAUAUUUAUACUCUUUUAACUAAUAAAUAUAAAUCUACUAUCUUAUCAUUUUUAGAACCUAAAGAUAUAUUCACAUUAAUGUUAACAAGUAAAUAAAUGUAUUUUAUCAUCUAAAAUAAUCGAUCAUUAUUAAAUUACAUAGUCAAUUAUAGAACCUCAGUUUUAAAUAAAGAAAUAAAGUAUUUAAAAACAGAAUUUAAGUAAUAUUUUCAUAAAAUUUAUUAUUAGUUAUUUUAAUGAUAUGGUUUAUUAAGUACCAGAAGAGAUAAUUUAAAUUGGAAUUGCUAAAUUCUUAGUUUUUAAAUUCAAUAUUGGAUAAUAUAUGAAUGAGAUAUUUAAUGAUGCAUAUGAAUUGAUUGAGGGCAAAUUCCAAAAUUAAUAACAAGUUUUAUAAUAAUAAUAAUAACAAUAAACCUAAAAUGAUUCUAUUUAUUAGAAUGAAGAUUUAUUAGGAUUAGGAGAAACAGAUGAAUAAUAAUAAUAAAAAUAAUAAAACUCAACAUAAUACAAUGUCGCAUAAACUGCCUCUAAUAUAUUCACCAAAAUUAAAUCAUAUACAGGUACUCAUGUCUAAAAUUCUAAUAAAAAUAUUAACGUUAGUCCUUCUUAACCUUAAUAAAAUAAAUAGAUUAAAUCUUUAAGUGAUUUAUCCAUAUAACUUCAAUAAGAAUAUUAAGAUAUUGAUUCACUUAUUUUGGAUUCCUUGUAGGUUCCAUUCCUUAAAGCUUAAGUUAUAUAAACAAGAAGAGAAAUGGUUGAUUUAGUUAAAAAGAGUUUAUAAAUCAAUCAACAGUUAUUUUAAACUGGUAGAAAAUGUAUUCCAACACCUACUUAUCAACCAAAAUUUACUAUGUAGGACUUUAUGCAAGUCUUAUAAAUGACUUUUUCUAAAUUUGUAGCUCAUGGGCAUUAUCUUCAUUUAGAAUCCUAAUAAUUAUAAUAAACUUGUAAUUAUUUCUCAAAAUUAUUACUAUUGUAACAUAAAUAAAUUUAUUAAUUAAAAUCUUAAAUAGAUGAUUAAAAAGUUGAAUUAGAUUCUCAAAAAGAAAUGAAAUAUUAUAUUCAAGAUAGAGCAAAAAGAUUUGAAGAGAGAAUUAUUAAAGCAGAAGAAUAAAUAUUUACUUUAAAUAAAUUAAAUUUUGAUUAAAAAUCAUAAAUAUAAUAAUUGUAGAAAAAAGAAAAAGAGUUGGAAGACUUAAUUAAAGAAAAAGAAUAAAAGACUUAAACUUUAUUUUAAGCUGUAAAAUAAAUUAAAAUAGAAAAAGAUUAAAUUGAAACUAAAUUAAAUUAAGUAUUAAUGAACUUCAAAAAUAUGAAAAAUGCCCUAAGUAAAAUAGUAUGA